Amblyraja radiata (thorny skate) is the source of this 1203-nucleotide messenger RNA. RefSeq names its product troponin T type 3a (skeletal, fast) (gene tnnt3a). The coding region runs from base 145 to 951 and encodes 268 amino acids. The record is from RefSeq and is a predicted model, not a curated record. The transcript is spliced from 17 exons. Gene Ontology annotation, biological process: skeletal muscle contraction; regulation of muscle contraction; sarcomere organization. Gene Ontology annotation, cellular component: troponin complex. Gene Ontology annotation, molecular function: tropomyosin binding; troponin I binding; troponin C binding. Lineage: Eukaryota; Metazoa; Chordata; Chondrichthyes; Rajiformes; Rajidae.
CACCAAUGCGGUUUCCCCGCGGAUCGGGUUUCACUAUAAGACCAUGGCUUAUUGCCCCCGUGGUGUGUAGCAGACCCGGCCACUUGUCAAAGCCACCAGGAAUCCACUCUUCCGUCCUUCGCGAUCUAAAGGGCUCAGCUCAAAAUGUCUGACACCGAAGAAGUGUACGAGGAACAUGAGGAACAUGAGGAACAUGGAGAGGGAGAAGAAGAAGUUGCUCAGGAAGAAACAUAUGCGGAAGAAGAGGAGGUUGCAGCAGAAGAAGAAGUCCACCAGGAAGAAGAGGAGGAAAAGCCAAAACCAAAACUAACUGCUCCCAAAAUCCCAGAUGGAGAGAAAGUUGACUUUGAUGACAUCCAUAAAAAGAGGCAGAACAAAGAUCUGAGUGAGCUGCAAGGCCUGAUUGAUCUUCACUUCGAGAAUAGGAAGAAGGAGGAAGAGGAACUGAUUGCACUGAUGGACCGGAUUGAAAAAAGACGGGCAGAAAGAUCUGAACAGCAAAGAAUCCGUGCGGAGAUAGAAAAGGACCGUCAGAAUAGGCAGGCAGAGGAGAAAGUAAGAAGGGAGGAGGAUGAUAUUCGAAGAAGGGCUGAUGAUGAUGCCAAGAAGAAGAAGGCUUUGACUAGCAUGGGUGCUCAAUACAGCAGCUACCUUGCAAGGGCUGACCAGAAGAGAGGCAAGAAGCAGACUGGGAGGGAAACAAAGAAGAAGAUCCUCGCAGAAAGACGCAAGGGACUGAACAUUGAUCAUCUGAAUGAAGACAAGCUCAGAGAGAAAGCAAAGGAGCUCCAUGAUUGGCUGUGCCAGCUAGAAUCGGAAAGAUUCGAUAUGGGUGAGAAGCUGAAGAGGCAGAAGUAUGAGACUUCGUCUCUACGUACAAGGUUGCAGCUACUCUCCAAGUUCAGCAAGAAAGGUGCUGGGAAGGGCAAGGUGGGAGGCCGCUGGAAGUAAGUGGCUGGAGAGAUGUCUUCUGUUGCAGUGUGACCCAACUUCGUUGCCUCAUCCUUGGAUUCCUGCCAGGUGUAUCUUAAGUGGCAAGACGCUCUGCAGCACCAGGAGAUCCAAAGCUUUGGAACAACCACCGAGUCAUCUGUGGCUCGACAUUGCACAUUGGAUCUACGACAAUUGUCCCUUUACCUACUGUAUUAAUAUACGGCCCAUCCUCCUCCUUGUUUUUGUAAAUAAAAAAUGGCAUCUAACUUA